UUGUAUGGCUUCCUGUCUCCCUUGCCAUGUUCUCUCUUCAGUAAAUUCCCCUACUGUUAUUUUAAACUGCUUUAUCUACUGUUAGUUGCUGAGAGCCAGUAAGCACCCUCUUGUUACUCCUGCAUUUAAACACAGCUCUAUCCUGUGUACCCCCUUUCACUGCCCUACCAGUCUCCUCCCUUCAUAACCGGGCUCCUCACAACUGUGUACACCGAGUCCCACUGGCUCUUCUACCUAUCAUAGCCAGCUACCUGCCACCACUGCCCUAAUAAAAUAACAAUGGCAGAGGGUCACCCGCGGCCUUGCCAGAUCUAGUGCGUUCUUAGUCCUUCCCUGGACCUGUUUUUAACCUGUCCUCGUUUGGACUGCUCCUUGAGAUGCCCCGUGCUCUUCUAGGCCAAGUUCUUUCCCCUUCUUUUCACCUUCCCGGUUUCCUGGAAGCUCUCUUUUAAAUGCAAAUUUUUUUCUUGGUGUUCCCCUGGAGGCUUUUCAGAGUCUCCAAGCCUGAAUCCUGGUUCCUCCGGGAGGACUUUCCUCCUGGAACCCCUCCCAGUCUGAAUUACAUUUGCAUUCCCUCAGUGUUUCUGUUACUGUACCCUUGGGCUGAAUGAACACACGUUUCUCCGUGAUUAGGAAGAAGGCAUUUUUGUCAUGCUGACGCUAGGAAGUUGUAAGGAGAGAAUAGAUACAGAAAAAGGAGUUACAUACUAUUGUGUUAGUCCUAGCAAGGGGUUCUAAUAAGGAAUUGAAGUAAGGGCUUGGUAAAAGGGGUGAUACCGGAAGGGCAGAAUUGGACAACUUGCCAUUGCUGUGACUUUUUUUUUUUUUUAAGAUUUAUUUAUUUAUUUGAAAGAGAAAGAGACCUUUCAUCUGCUGAUUCACGCCCCAAGUGGUACAGUGGCCAGGCCAGAGCAGAGCCAGGCUGAAUCCAGGAGUCAGGAGCUUCUUUCAGGCCUUGCAUGUGGGAAGCAAGGGCCCAGACACUUGGGCCAUCUUCUGCUUUCCCAGGCUGGGUCCAAAGUGGAGCAGCCAGGACACCAAACGGAUGCCCAGGCGGCAGCUAUCGCUGCUGUGACACAACACGGGCCCUGCUGUGACUUCCUGAUCAUGGAGCUCCCUCCAUAAAAAAACCAGCCAACCAACCUUGAGCACUUAAAUGUGUGUAGUGAUUGUUAAAAUCCAUAUGUAAAGUACUGUAUUGAUAAAAUAAUUAAAGGAUCAGGCAAAACUUACAAAAUCAAAUUCCCAAGUAAAUAUGGAUGCUGUCCUGCAGAAGAGGGCACGCACAUCCCUUUCCUGGCUAUUGACCUGACUGAUUGGAUCCAUAGCUUUUAAGAUUUCCAACUGAUAUCUUACUGCGCUCAAAAUGGAUCAGGGCUGUUAAUCGUGUGGACCCCAGAAGCAAAAAGAUUUGGAUCCCAGGACCAUGUGCUAUGCUAUGUUCCAAACAUUUUCAAGAAAGUGACUUUGAAUCAUAUGGCUUGAGAAGAAAGCUGAAAAAAGGAUCCGUGCCCUCUCUUUGUCUGCACAAGGUUCCUCAAGGUAUAUGCCCUAAAGGUAAAGCAAGACAGAAAAUCCUGCAGCAGCCUCUUCCAGAUGAUUCCGAAGAGACUGCUACUGAGGACCAUAACUAUAGUUUAAGGACACCUUUGACAGUCGGUGCAGAGAAACUGGCUGAAGUGCAGGAAAUGCUGCAAGUGUCCAAAAAAAGACAUGUCCCCGUAAAAAACUAUAGGAUGAUCAAGAAGAGAAAGGGCUUACAGUUAAUUGAUGCACUUGUAGAAGAGAAACUGCUUUCUGAAGAAACAGAGUUUCUGCUACGAGCACAAUUUUCAGAUUUUCGCUGGGAGCUACAUGACUGGAAGGACGCAGCUGCGUACUCUACAGAAAUGAAACAGUUUGCUUGUACACUCUACCUGUGCAGCAGCAAAGUCUACGACUAUGUAAGAAAGAUUCUUCAGCUGCCUCAUUCUUCCAUCCUCAGAACGUGGUUAUCCAAAUGCAAACCCAGUCCAGGUUUCAACAGCAACAUUUUUUCUUUCCUUCAAAGAAGAGUAGAGAAUGGAGACCAGCUGUAUAAAUAUUGUUCACUGAUCAUAAAAAGUGUCUCUCUCAAGCAACAACUUCAGUGGGAUCCGAGCAGUCAGAGUUUGCAAGGUUUCAUGGAUUUUGGCCUUGGAAAACUGGACGCUGAUGAAACACCACUUGCCUCAGAAACUGUUUUGUUAAUGGCAGUGGGUAUUUAUGGCCAUUGGAGAACACCUCUAGGUUAUUUUUUUGUAAACAGAGCAUCUGGAUAUUUGCAAGCUCAGCUACUUCGUCUGACUAUCGGCAAACUGAGUGACACAGGGAUCACAGUUCUGGCUGUUACGUCUGAUGCCGCAGCUCACAGUGUUCAAAUGGCGAAAGCGUUGGGGAUAUGUAUUGAAGAAGGCAACAUGAAGUGUACGUUUCAGCACCCUUCAUCUUCUAGCCAGCAGAUUGCAUACUUCUUCGAUUCUUGCCACUUGCUGAGAUUAGUAAGAAAUGCGUUUCAGAAUUUUCAAACCAUUCAGUUUAUGAACGGCACAGCACAAUGGCAGCACCUUGUAGAGUUAGUAGCACUGGAGGAACAGGAGUUAUUAGGUAUUGGAAGACUCCCAAGUAAACUUGCAAAUUCGCAGAAACAUAUACUGAAAAUGAAUUGUGCUGCCCAAGUCUUUAGUGAGAGUGUUGCCCGUGCGUUAGAAUAUUUGCUGUCACUAGGCCUGCCUGCUUUUCAAAACUGCAUUGGUACCAUCAAGUUUUUACGUCUAAUUAGUAAGCUAUUUGACAUUUUUAAUAGUAGGAACUGUUAUGGAAAGGGACUUAAAGGACCUCUGUUGCCUGAAACUUUUAGUAAAAUAAAUCGUGUAUUAAUGGAAGCCAAAACUGUUUUUGUUACAUUCUCUGACACUAGCAAUAAUCAAAUCACUAAAGGUAAGCAAAAACUAGGAUUCCUGGGAUUUUUGCUUAAUGCUGAGAGCUUAAAAUGGCUCUACCACAAUUAUGUUUUCCCAAAGGUCAUGCCUUUUCCAUAUCUUCUGACUUACAAAUUCAGUCAAGAUCAUCUGGAAUUAUUUCUGAAGAUGCUUAGGCAGGUGUUAGUAAACAGUGCCAGUCCUACCUGUUUGGCAUUCCAGACGGCUUACCAUAAUGUGGAGAGCAGAUACAGAGAUCAAGAUGAAGUUUUUCUAAGUGAAGUAAGCACCUUUGACAUUUCAAUUGCACGAAGGAAAGACUUGACCCUUCGCACGGUUCAGCGUCAGUAUGGCAUCAGGGCCGUCAGGACUCUCUUUCCUAAAGAAGAUGUUUACCGGGACUGGUCUAGUUGUUCACUAAGUGCAGCACUACUAGACCUGUCAGAUCAUAGGCGAAAUCUCAUCUCUUGUGCCGGUUACAUUGCAAAUAAAUUAUCAGCUCUGUUAACUUGUGAGGACUGCGUCAAUGCUCUGUACACAUCAGACCUCAAAGCCUCUAAAAUUGGGUCACUGUUACGUGUUAACAGGAAGAGUGGUUCGUAUUUGCCUUCACAAAGUCUCUGCCGAGUCAUAAAUACCUGUGAGCAGGUUGUAAGAAGCCAUUUAAACACGGCAGUGUUUGAACUAGGGCCUAAACAGAGAGAAUCUUAUCUUCAGCAGAAAAUACUACAUGAGCUUUUGGGGCACCUUUCUCUUUUUGUGGAUUUAGAUGAGCAUCUUUUUGAGGGAGAACCAUGUGCCAUCAACCACUUUGUAAAAUUGCUGAAGGAUAUAAUUAUCUGUUUCUUAAACAUCAGAGCUAAAGAUGAAGCUCGGGUCCCUUUAAAACAUCACUCAGAAAGACCUGAAAUGAGAACCUUACCAAGAAAACUGGUCAUUAUUGGGUCACACAUGUUCAAGUUUGGCUAAUAACAGUAAAUUCAGACAUUUGCUAAGUAAUGGUGGAUACCCAUUCAAAUGAGACCAGAAAUGUGUUAGCGUUUUUAUGAACAUACUUUACACUUGGUGAAGUUCAUGUCACCAUAUUAGCAACUAACUGUUCUGCGCAGUGAAUAAUUUGCAAUUCUGACAUGGAAUUCCUAAUGCAUAUCAUAAAGAUCUCUCAUACUUUGGUAUGGCCUGUGGCAUUUAUGAGUUUUCCAAAAUGUAGAAAGCAAUAAGUCUGGAGGGAAAGACCUGACCAAUAGGUUCUGUCUUUGAAGAUACGACUGUAAGACAGAACAGACAGACUACAUUUCCUAAAAGACCUUUGGUUUAUGAUUUUUAAGAUUAUUAACAGAACACCUGUGGAACCUUGGAAAUAAUCUUUAUCUAAAAAUAAAAAUUAAGUUGUGAUUUGGAAAUCAGGCUGAAGCCAAAUGUCACAUACCACAAAACUUCCUGGGCUCAGGAUACCUUAAGAUGAAAGUACUUCUGCUCUGUUAGGCAGAAGGUUAAGUACAUGGUCACGGAUUGUUCUGGUGCUGCAACCGAGCUGUAGUGUAGUCUGGGAAGGACGUAGGAACACAGUUUUCACUGCCUGAGUCCUGGACUUCGAAAUACUCCUUUUAAAUAAGAGAAGGUGAUCACUUAACCUGACUCCUGUUGGAAGAGCCUGGGGCUCAUCAGAAAGUCAGAGGACGCCUUUAUUUCCGCUUGGCCCUCUCUCAGGUCUACUUGUGUUUGCGAGGGCUAAGGUAAUGUUACACAUAUAUUCAGUGUUGAACUAAUACUGGAAUAUCACUGCACAUGUCAGUAACUUGCCAAAGGACAGGAACCAACAUACAGUGGAUGUUUCAGAAAUUGGAAGAAACUGAAUCUGAAGAUGGAAGCAUCUUAAGGAAAGUUUUCUCCACUGUCUCACUCAGAUUUAAAAAGUAAAUUAAAAGAACCUACGUACAGGUACUUUCCCAAAGCUGAAUAUUUUAGUGAAUAAAAGAAGAAAGAAACACACAUUCACUUGUGUUUGUAAAAUGUCAUUUUGUCAUUAAAUGUUUGAAAAUUUUAAAUGGCAAAAGAAAUGAGGUAAAAGUUGAGUAUACGAGGAAAAAGCCUUUGGCCUAGAGGUCAAGCACCACUUAGGAUCCCUGCGUCCUGCAUCAGAAUGCUUGGGUUCCUGCUCCACCUCCGGUUUUGAUCCAGCUGCCUGCUAAUGCGCCCCCUGGGAGGCAGCAGGUGACGGCUCGAGGACUUGGAUCCCUGUCUUCUACAUGGGAACCCUGGUGACAGGCAUUUGAGGAGGGAAGCAGCGGACAGAAGAUCUGUGUCACUAUUUCUGCCUUUUAAAUUAAGUUUUUUUAAAAAAAGAAUAUUUUGGUAUGCUUGUUUACCUCAACACAAAGGCUUAAGUUUUGAAAUGUAACCAGUGUUGUACUACAUUUAUAUAAGACCUGUUGCUGAGAAGUCUGAAUUU
Molecule: messenger RNA, 5391 nt
Organism: Lepus europaeus (European hare)
Lineage: Eukaryota; Metazoa; Chordata; Mammalia; Lagomorpha; Leporidae
Gene: THAP9
Product: THAP domain containing 9
Exons: 5
Coding region: 1434-3908 (824 amino acids)
Source: RefSeq, a predicted model, not a curated record